Messenger RNA from Rotaria sp. Silwood2, 1497 nucleotides. Lineage: Eukaryota; Metazoa; Rotifera; Eurotatoria; Philodinida; Philodinidae. The record is from the annotation of a GenBank genome assembly.
AUGAAUGUCGAUGAGCAAGCAAAUAUGACUGAUCAAUUAUCAACAGUUUCAACAAAUUUAGAUCAAGAAUCUUUACUUGCACUUGUCUCUGUUCGUCCUCCAACACCAGAUAAAUGUGCUGUUUGUUUAAAUAAUAAACAAACAGAUGUUAUUGCUCGAAUUGAUUCUUGUUCACAUACAUUUUGUUUUUCUUGUAUACUUGAAUGGUCAAAAGUUCGUGCUAUAUGUCCAUUAUGUAAACAACCAUUUAAUAUAAUAACACGUGAACGUUAUUCUGGUGAAAUAAUUGAAGAAGUUCGUGUACAAACAUCACGACGAUCAACAUUACCACCACCAACAUUUACUAAUCUUAAUGACGUUCUGAAUUGGUUUGAUUAUCAUCCUCAAAGAUUACAUAAUCCAAAUGAUCAUAGACGUAAUGAUAUAUUUCGACAAAUGGUUUAUGUUGAAUGGUUAAAUACUUUACAAUCUAUUGUUCGUCGACCAAAUAACAAUUCAAGAAAUUCUUCUCAUUCAUCAUCAGUUCGUUCUGUAAAUCCGUCAACCUCUUGGUCAAAUUUAAUACCUCUUGAUUCAGUACGUCGUCUACUUCGUCGUUACUUACGUCAAACAACGUCAGAAUUACGACAAUCAACAAUCUAUUCACAAUCAAUACGUCAAACAGUUGCAUUUCGUAAAUAUAUUUAUAUAAAUCAUUUAAACGUUCAUACUCCAUUACUUGGACAUAAUCAUGAUACAUUAACUAGACGAGAAUGUUCACCAACGUGGUAUGCAUCAAAUCCAGCUUGUCUUCAUCGUCUUGUACCAUUUUUAGCACGGGAACUAUUAGCUUUAUUAUCGAAUGAUGAACGAGCAAUUGAACAGAUAAUACAAGAAAUUUUAACAACUAUACAAUUACAUCAUAUACGUUCAAAUUAUUUAACAAGAAAAUUAAAUGAAUAUCUUGGACGUUAUACAAAACAUUUUAUACAUGAAUUUUAUACAUAUGCUCGUUGUCCAUAUGAUUUAACUGGUUUUGAUCGUCAUGCACAAUAUCCAACAUUGAAUUCAUCAUCAUUAGUCGUACCACCAAUGGAAAUUUCAUUAGAUGAUGAUAAUGAUGGAGGUGAACAUUCACCAAUUAUACUUGAUGAAACUCCUGAUAUAUUAGCAAUCGAUACUAUUGAUAUUAUUUCUUCACCACAACCAACAACAAUAGAAUCUGAAGAACGAUCAUCAUCACCUGAAUGUGAAAUAGUUGAAUAUGUUGAACCAAAUAUUGAAAGAAGUCCUCCUAGUCUAAUUGUUUUGUCUGAAGAUGAUGAUGAUGAUGACGAUGAUGAUGGUAAUGAUGACGAUAAUGAUAUUAAUGAAUUACAAAUACAAGCAUCAUCAUCUACAAAACGAAAAAUGAUAGAAAUAAAUUCUCCGACAAGUGUUAUUUUAGAUGAUGAUGAACAACAACAAAUAAAUAAUUCUAAUGAAGAACAACUAGAAAGAGAAGACAAUGAACAAUGA